CCCAAAGCAAGCAUGAACAUUAAUAAAGAAGUUCUUCAAACCGUAAGAGAGGACGAUUAUGUUGAAUAUUAUAUUUUCCCUAAGACAUCUCACUCUACAGAAAACAUAAGAGAAUAUCUUCAAAAUGUUUUAGCUGAAGUAAGGUCUGUGUUUGGAAAAUACAAAUAUUGUACCUACAUCUGGCAAAAAGAUGAAGUCAAUCUUGUACCUCGAUUUGAGUGCGAAAUUGCUGCAGUUGAUACCUCAGUGGAGAAACUCCCCCCUCAUCUGUAUGGAGUCACACACUAUGGGGAUAACAUAGAAGAUGAAUGGUUCAUAGUGUUCCUAUUGAUGAAAGCUACUCAAGAAAUCCCUGGACUUAUAGCAAGGAUGGUGGAUGUGGAUGGAGAGUUUCUAUUGAUUGAAGCCGCAGAUCAUUUACCUAAAUGGGCCAAUCCUGAGACAUGUGACAAACGGGUUUACCUACACGGGGGAUCUGUCCAUCUGAUACCAGGAGACGCGACGUUAGAAGUUGAUGAAGCGAUCCAAACCAUCUGGGACACACCUGAAGAGACCAGAGCCUCCACUGGCAUACAACAGGCGAUAUCUGCCAGGAUAGAGGGGUAUCCUGGGCGUAUUGUGGACAACCUGCACAGUUGUAAUGUUUUUGUGCCCGUUGGAGUGGCAGCAUUGCUGAGAGCUCGUCCUAGCUUAGUGGCACCAGCUGUUACAGCAUUCUGUCAUCGCGAUCCUAUUGACCUUAAGGCCUGUCGUGCCAUGAGAUACUUCCCACCAGAGCAUUGCGUUAUGACUAGAGUAACAUUCACUAAGUGUUUGUACGCCAUGUUGACACAUCAGAAGUACAUGCCUGAUCGACGAACUGGUUGGAAUUUGCCUCUUACGACUGAUGCUUCCUAUGCUUCCAAACUGCUCGGUCUCAAAUUGGCUUGUGGUUUUGAAAUCUUGGUCACUCAGAGUAAAAGUAUUGGACAGACCGAUGAUCUCAGCAAAGAAUGGCAAAGUUACAAAGAUUCCCUAAAAAACAAAGGUUAUUUCAAGGACUUGUUAGAGGGAUCUCAAGAGUACAGCAGACUUGAGGAAGAGGCCAAAGAGUAUUUCCGCUCACAUUGUGUCCAAUCACAGCCAGCCAUUGGACAGAUCGUUCUUGACCUCCUGCGAGAGAUCGACGUGGACAUUGAAGAGCUUCGGAAAAAUGAAUCCACCUUGCCUCCUUCCGACGAUGACAGCUGGUUAGAUGUGACCCCAGCAGAGUUAGAUCGUAUGAUGGAGCAACGCUACGGUCGCAAACUGUCUCACCCUGCUACUGACAUACCAGCCCAACUGGCGCAGUUCCUUAACCAUGUCAGCUCUGUGGAUGGUGCUGAAUUCCCUCAGGACAGUCUAGCAAUGGACUCACCACCAGUGAGGCCUCGAAGAGGGGUGAAACCGAGGAAGGCUAACUCAGCAACUACCUCGACUUCAAGGGAGAAGGAGUCCGAGGAGGACAACCGAGUGUCCUUUGAUCCUGACUCAUUUUCCUGUGCCGUGCAGAAUAUCCUCGAUUUUGCAGUACCUGAAGACAACUGGGAUAUGGAAUCAGAUGGAUCAGGAAUGAGUUCUUAUGAAGAUGAAGAGGACAUGGAUCUCGGAAACAAAACCGGUGAUCAACAAGAGACUCCCAUCAGUGAACUGAAGCAGUACAUGGACCAAAUGGACAGAGAACUGGCAACCACAGCUGUGGGCAAGAGUUUUGAGAAGAUCCAGGCCACUGACAAGAAGGGUAUGGAGGACAGCUUUUCCGAGGUAGAAAGCUUCGAACCAGUCAACAUAGACAUGAAUGCUCUGAAGAACAUUCUUGCCUCGUACCAAGCCCAGAUGGGUGUGGCAGGUCCUGCGUCUACUAUGCUGGGGCCGAUGGGCGUCAAACUGGACGAUGAUGACCAGUAGAAACUACAUGACAGCGACAGCACAACAAUAGAUCUCGUAGACUACAGUACUUUGAUGGCAUCGUUUUUGUUCAAACCAAAUCGGUCAGUUAUAAAUGUCAAACCUUUGUUCUUUUUAUCUGUGAUAUUUUUUUAAUGAUUGAAGUUCAAAACGCUAUAUCAAUUUGUUAAGCUUAGAGUGGGAUUAUAUUAUUUACUAUUCCUUUAGUUUUACUGCUUUAUUAGUUCACAAAGUUUGGCGAGUUUAGUUUCUACUUUUUUUAUCUUGCUUUUGAUAAUUUAUUAGUUUGUUUGAAAUCCAUUCUGUUUACUUAGUUAAUAAUCCUCCAAUAGUGUUUUUGAACAAAAAACAUUCAGGUUUAUUUUCUUGUUAGAUUCUAAAUUAAUUUGAAGCUGUCCAGUUGGCUUGGUUUUUAUAUGGAUGAAGAUUUUGCUCAAUAUAUUUUAAUUGUUCUUGGAUAACUUUUACUUAAUAAUUGUUGGCCAUUUAUUUAGUAAUAUUAAGUUGUACUUCAAGCUCUAUAGUAGAUUUCAAGAUUAUUCCAACCAAUGAGUGCCAGCAGGGUUUCUAAUUUUAUACGUGUCAUUUUCACUAUUUUUUUACUUUUUAAUUUGUAGUAUAACCAAUGUGCCAUUAGGUACAGUUAAGCUUCUAACUUUACACAAUUCACACAAUUUAUUUAUCAAUACAAACACAAUGACAAAGGGCAUUUAACACUACAGCCAUAAUAAUGUGACAUUUCUAACAGCAAACGAAUAACAAUUGAAUGUAAACACAAACCAUGAUUUACAUUAUUGUGACAAGAUUAGAAGACUAGGUAUAAGUUUACAGUUAGAAUAUAUUUGGACAUAUUGCAAUAUAGAGAAUCACUGAGUUGUUUAGCAGCACCGAAAGUAGCCUAUUUCAGUGGCGAUUAAACAUGGAUUCCAAAUCGCCACAACAUUUUUGACAUCAGCUGAUAUAAUUUUAUACCCAUAGAACUAGCUUCAUAAUCUAGAUUCAGAGGCAAAAAUAUAGAUUUAUUGACUCGCCGUAUAAUAUUCCAACAGAGGUUUAAACAAACCCCAAACUAUACUUCGAUCUCUUCAGUUUACAAUAGAUUUUUCAAGUCUUGUUCUAAAUACAAAUAUGAUUAACCUAUCCAAAACUAGUCUUCGGGUUCUUACUGUAAAAUUUCUUUGCUAGAUUUAUCGUAGAGCACAAAUUGUGGUGUGUGUGUCAUGAAUAUUGAUAGUUUGUAUUUUUAUAACACAUUUAUUGUAAAUACAAAUAAAUUAUGUUGUAUUUUUAUGCUCUUAAAGCGAUAGCUAUAGUUUUUACUUUAUUUUAAUACCAGCACAGUUCUAGCCUGAAAGUAUUAUAUAAAAUUAUUCACAUUUAAGAUAUUGAAUUUUCAGGUUAACUCGAGGAACAGUGGAAUCCCAAUUGCCCAUUGUAAUGAACUAGGAGGGACUUUUUGCAAGUCAAUCAAUGUUUACAAAUGAACAAUCAAUUGAUUUUUUGGGUCAUUGAAGUCAAGUCUUUGAAGGGGUUUUAAAAUACUACGCAAGUAUAUAAUUGUAGGAAUGUGAGAUAGUAUGAGAUACCUUUACCGCAGCAAACCUGCAGACUAAGCGAAUUUUCAUUCUUCCAAUGUUUUUAUUUAAUAAAAGUUGGGCAUUUUAGCGCAUUUCCCUAUAGGGA
Messenger RNA from Macrosteles quadrilineatus (aster leafhopper), 3609 nucleotides. Its product is annotated as protein ecdysoneless-like. The coding region runs from base 13 to 1926 and encodes 637 amino acids. The transcript is spliced from 13 exons. The record is from RefSeq and is a predicted model, not a curated record. Gene Ontology annotation, cellular component: nucleus. NCBI's taxonomy places the organism in Eukaryota, Metazoa, Arthropoda, Insecta, Hemiptera, Cicadellidae.